UCCCCAUGUUCAUCUUGAUGGAUGAGACCUCCAUCUACUGGUCACCAAGACACAUGAGGUCAUCCUGAACUCCUCACCUCCACAUCUCAUCUCCUCAAAAACUUCUACAUUAUUAUCUAAAUAUCUCUAAAAUCUGCCACUUUUGUCCACCCACACUAUCACAGCCAUCCUCUCCCCCAGACUACUACAACCCACACUGGGUGCCUCUCGUGUGUUUAAAUGGCUUUCUAAAACAUUCGACUUUCUCCCUCCAUCUGAAAAUCCUUCAGUGGGCUCCCUGCUGCCUUUGGGGCCAAAUCCCAGCUCGCACAAGGCCUUCUGGGCCCGUGGGCCGGACUCCCUCUCUAAACUCAUCUCCUGUCACUCAGCCUAUAGGGCCCCGAGGCGCAGAACUUCCUCACACCUGCGGGCCUGGGCUCAGGACCCAGACCAAGCGAAGGAAGCGACUCUUCUUGGGGGAAGCCUUCCCUGCUGACGGCGCUGCCUCCUCUGCUCCCGCUGAGCCUGAUUUUACAUCAUUACUGACAGUCCGGUGGCCUGUCCCCCGAGUGGCUGGGGGCGCCUGAAGGAAGUGCUGUAAUUUCAAGGUGUCUUUGGGGGUCACUGCUGCGUCAGAGAGAGGAGACUGACGAGGUAGUCCCAGGGAGGCAGAAGGGGAGCCAGGAGCCGGUCCUAGGAGCCAACGGAUGAGUGUUCAGGGUGUUCCGCUGCGUCAGCGAGGCCCGAACCGCCCUCGGGAGGAGGAGCCUAGGGUCCAGCGCCGCGCAAGCCGCCCUCGUUCCCACCAAGGGGCACUGAGGACUCUGCGCCCGAGGACCUGGCAAGGGUCGCAGAGCUAGGUCUCACCCAGCUGCCCUCCCAGGCGAGCUUCUCUCUGGGCGUCUGCAUCGAGCGGAAGUGGCGGGGACGCUCGCCAAGCCGCUGAGCCAGGGGCCUGGGGUCCGAGGCCCCGCAGGAGAGCCGGCACUCUUUCUGCGCAGGCGUGUCGCUCAGGCCGGGAGGGGCGGGGUCUGGGAGGGGCGGGGGCGGAGCCAGUUCCCGGGCCCGCCUCCCCUAGCUCCCCGAGCCGCCGAGCGCUGGGCGCCCCGGCUAUUCUAGGGGCUUCAGGUGAGCUGGGGGCGCUGAGGGGUCCGGAGACCUCCCUCGAGGUCGGGCCGUCGGUCUGACCGCGGGCCCAUCUGCCUGCCGUCUGCCAACAGCCGCCUCCGCGGAGAAUGGGAGAACAAAGGGAGGGGGCGGUUCUGGGGCCCCUGAGGGAAACCAGGGUCCCAGGGCCUCCGCCCUGCCCGCUGACACUUUCGGUUUCUCCCCGAGUCAGACGCGCCGCCCUGGAGACCCUGGGCCGGCGGUGGGCGCAGCUGCCUCUCCGCGUUUGCCUGUCCGUCUUUGUGUCUGUCUCUGUGUCUGUCUGGCUGUCUCCGAGCUUGCCUCCACUUCUAGAACUAAGCCUCCGGGACACCGACAUCCCGCGAACCCUCCCCCGUCUCCCAUGGCAGGCUACAUACCCCCCAAGGGCUACGCCCCUUCGCCCCCACCUCCCUACCCUGUGACCGCUGGGUACCCGGAGCCGGCGCUGCAUCCUGGGCCCGGGCCCAGCCAGGCGCCAGUGCCUGCCCACGUGCCUGCCCCUGCGCCCGGCUUUGCUCUCUUCCCCUCGCCCGGCCCUGCGGCCCCGGGGCCAGCUGCCCCCUUCUUGCCAGUGCCCGGGGUGCCUUUCGGCCUCGAAUUCCUGGUGCAGAUUGAUCAGAUCUUGAUUCACCAGAAGGCUGAGCGGGUGGAAACGCUCCUGGGCUGGGAGACCUGUAACCGGUACGAACUGCGCUCGGGGGCCGGACAGCCCCUAGGUCAGGCGGCAGAGGAGAGCAACUGCUGCGCUCGUCUGUGCUGUGGCGCCCGUCGGCCCCUGCGAGUCCGCCUGGUGGACCCCGGGGACCGAGAGGUGCUCCGCCUGCUCCGCCCUCUCCACUGUGGCUGCAGCUGCUGUCCGUGCGGCCUCCAGGAGAUGGAAGUACAGUCUCCACCCGGCACCACCAUUGGCCAUGUUCUACAGACCUGGCAUCCCUUCCUCCCCAAGUUCUCCAUUCAGGAUGCUGAUCGCCAGACGGUCUUGCGAGUAGUGGGCCCCUGCUGGACCUGUGGCUGUGGCACAGACACCAACUUUGAGGUGAAGACCCCGGACGAAUCCCGCAGCGUAGGCCGCAUCAGCAAGCAGUGGGGCGGGCUGCUCCGAGAGGCCCUCACCGACGCCGAUGACUUCGGCCUGCAGUUCCCGCUGGACCUGGACGUGAGGGUGAAGGCUGUGCUGCUGGGCGCCACAUUCCUCAUUGACUACAUGUUCUUCGAGAAGCGAGGAGGCGCCGGGCCCUCAGCCGUCACCAGUUAGAGGCCGCCUCAGGGUGAAGAGACCAUCAGACUCAACCAGAAUCCAUGAUGGUCCCUGGCCCUGCCUGGCCCCUCCUCAGAGACAGUCCCUUUCCUCCGUGUACACUGCAGGGGAGAGACAGGGACCCCUGAGAGGCUGGGGGCUUGGCGCCCCGGCCCAGCCCACUCCCUUGGCCUCCUUCACCUCUGGUCCCUCCGGAAGCGUAGACAUGAGAGAUAUGAGAGCCCUUCCCCGUGCCUCCCGCCAGCACCCCUGCACUCCCGGCACACAGGCGUAUCGCUUUCAGACUUCCCCUCCCCACUUCCUCCCACCCCCUUCCAGAGCCUCUGCUCCAGACCAGGCCUUGGGCCCUGGGAAGGCAGGGCUCUGGGGUUUCGUGAUAGGUGGGGACUUCAACCAUAGCACCAAAGAUGACAGGCGUGGCCAGCCUUUCCCCGCAUCAGGACUGGCUCCUAACUGAGGGGGUCGCUCCCUCCCAGCCCGGCGGGAGGGCCCAGGCCCCAGCGCCAACUUCCUCCCCUGGCUGGUGCUUGCCGCGGCCCCCUGUGCCUUACCUCACCACCCCUUCUUCCCUCGCCCCAGGAAGGAGGCUGCCUCUUUGUAUGUUAUGUUCAUAUAAACUUUGUAACUUUUUGGA
Phacochoerus africanus (Common warthog) is the source of this 3020-nucleotide messenger RNA. RefSeq names its product phospholipid scramblase 3 (gene PLSCR3). Gene Ontology annotation, cellular component: plasma membrane. Gene Ontology annotation, biological process: plasma membrane phospholipid scrambling. The transcript is spliced from 7 exons. The coding region runs from base 1490 to 2383 and encodes 297 amino acids. Gene Ontology annotation, molecular function: phospholipid scramblase activity. The record is from RefSeq and is a predicted model, not a curated record. NCBI's taxonomy places the organism in Eukaryota, Metazoa, Chordata, Mammalia, Artiodactyla, Suidae.